Messenger RNA from Sardina pilchardus (European sardine), 1324 nucleotides. RefSeq names its product C-type lectin domain family 10 member A-like. The transcript is spliced from 9 exons. Bases 98 to 955 code for a protein of 285 amino acids. The record is from RefSeq and is a predicted model, not a curated record. Lineage: Eukaryota; Metazoa; Chordata; Actinopteri; Clupeiformes; Clupeidae.
AUUUCUCUGUUCAUCAUGGAAAUGGAUCACAUCUAUGGAAAUGUAUGUGCGGAUAACACUGAGAGCUACAGAGCCUAAGGAACGUGAAUGAAGCAUUAUGUGGUGGAUCAAUCCUGCACUUAUAGGUGAAAGUGGAGAUACCCUGGCUUCUCAGGCCACCUUAAAGGCCACCACAAAGGUUCAGAUUCCCCUCCUGAUCAUUGGAGCGAUUCUGCUUCUUGGUGUAGCAGUUCUUGGUACAUUGACAUACAAAUAUGCAAGUAAACUAAGUGAUGAACAAAAGAAGUUUGCCCUGAUGGAUGCUCAAUAUAAGAAUAUAUCAGCUGUUUUGAAUAACACCGAUGCACAGUACAAGGAUUUACUGGCAACUUACAACAUAUCCUCAGGUAAACUAAGUGAUGAACAAAAGAAGUUUGCCCUGAUGGAUGCUCAAUAUAAGGAUAUAUCAGCUGUUUUGAAUAACACCGAUGCAAAGUACAAGGAUUUACUGGCAACUUACAACAUAUGCUCAGCUAAAUGCAGUUGUAGGGCUUGUCCAGAGGGAUGGAAGCAUCACAGAGAAACAUGCUACCUGUUCUCCUCUUCAAAAAGGAACUGGGAGGGAAGUCGAGACCACUGCAUCACCUUAGGAGGUCAUCUAGUCAUAGUGAAUGAUCAAGAGGAGCAGCAUUUUCUGGCUGCUCAAGCAAAAGAUGUACAUCACUGGAUUGGACUGAAUGAUCUUGCAGUGGAGGGACAAUGGCGUUGGGUGGACAACAAAAGUCUCAGCGAGACGGGAGUUGUUUUCUGGUUUAAGAGAUCAAACCUCAAUCAAGCAGAUGAGCCAGAUAACUGGAAGCAGGAGGAUCCUUCAGGGGAGAACUGCGCUAGCAUUUCCUUGCACAACGGGGAUUGGCAAGACAAUUCCUGUAAAACAAACAAUCUUUUUGUUUGUGAGACAUUGGCUAGUUCUUGACAUGUAAUUUCAUUAAAUAUUUCAAAUGACAAUGAUCUGUUUGUCAUCCAAUUUUAUGCAGACUUGCUUUGUUAUCUGGGAUAUUUUCAAUAACCAAUUAUGUGAUGCUGAAAAAAUAGAAUUUUUGUUUUUAAUGUAAUACAAAAUGUUAUGUAGCAGCUACUAAUGAUUUUUUCUCAUUUGAAUCCAUCUGAAAACAAAUAAAAUGCUAUGCAAGUAAGUAAUGAAUGCUCCUAAUGUAUGUAAAAUGUGUAGGAACUGUGAAGGCUAGGCUAGUUUGUUGUCUAGAUGUUGGCCUACAGUAGAUAUAAUUCCACUACUGUGUGUGUGAGUGAGUCUGAAUCAGUCUACUGAAGGAAAUGUAAAACA